Cuculus canorus (common cuckoo) is the source of this 2836-nucleotide messenger RNA. RefSeq names its product dyskerin pseudouridine synthase 1 (gene DKC1). Gene Ontology annotation, biological process: snRNA pseudouridine synthesis; box H/ACA sno(s)RNA 3'-end processing; mRNA pseudouridine synthesis. NCBI's taxonomy places the organism in Eukaryota, Metazoa, Chordata, Aves, Cuculiformes, Cuculidae. The record is from RefSeq and is a predicted model, not a curated record. The transcript is spliced from 15 exons. Gene Ontology annotation, cellular component: box H/ACA snoRNP complex. Gene Ontology annotation, molecular function: pseudouridine synthase activity; RNA binding. The coding region runs from base 68 to 1615 and encodes 515 amino acids.
GCGUGGCCUGUCGGGACGUAGGCGGUGCUUCCGGUCUCUGCGCGGCGCGGCUCCACGCGGCGCGGUCAUGGCGGAGGGGGACGGUUCCACCGUGAAGAAGCGGCGGAAGAAGGAGAAGAGGGCACUCGCCGACGAGGAUGUAGCGGACAUCCAGCACACGGAGGAGUUCUUCAUCAAGCCCGAGUCCCGCGUGGCCCAGCUGGACACGUCCCAGUGGCCCUUACUGCUGAAGAACUUUGACAAGUUAAAUGUGAUGACGGCGCACUACACACCUCUUCCUUCUGGCGCUAAUCCCCUCAAGAGAGAGAUUUCUGACUAUGUUAGGUCCGGCUUUAUUAACCUUGACAAACCUUCCAAUCCGUCUUCCCAUGAAGUGGUUGCAUGGAUCCGACGCAUCUUGCGAGUAGAGAAGACGGGGCACAGCGGUACUCUGGAUCCGAAGGUCACUGGAUGCCUCAUUGUAUGUAUUGAGAGGGCAACACGACUGGUCAAAUCGCAGCAGAGUGCAGGCAAAGAGUAUGUGGGAAUUAUUCGGCUGCACAAUGCAAUUGAAAGUGAGGCGCAGCUUGCCAGGGCAAUAGAAACUUUGACAGGCGCGCUGUUUCAGCGACCACCCCUUAUUGCUGCUGUGAAACGACAGCUGAGAGUCAGAACCAUCUAUGAGAGCAAGCUGGUGGAGUACGAUCCUGAGAGGAGAUUAGGUAUCUUCUGGGUCAGCUGUGAAGCAGGCACAUACAUCCGAACACUCUGCGUUCACCUUGGUUUGCUGCUUGGUGUAGGGGGCCAGAUGCAAGAGCUCCGCAGAGUGCGCUCAGGCAUCCUCGGAGAGAAGGACAACAUGGUGACUAUGCACGAUGUACUGGAUGCACAGUGGCAGUACGACAACAACAAGGAUGACAGCUACCUGAGGAGAGUUAUCCUGCCAUUAGAGAAACUGCUGACUUCACACAAGCGGCUCGUCAUGAAAGACAGUGCGGUUAAUGCUAUUUGCUAUGGGGCCAAGAUCAUGCUGCCUGGUGUCCUGAGGUAUGAAGAUGGUAUUGAGCUUAAUCAGGAGAUUGUUGUCAUCACCACAAAAGGAGAAGCUAUCUGCCUAGCCAUUGCCUUGAUGACCACAGCAGUCAUUUCUACCUGCGACCACGGCAUUGUGGCGAAGAUCAAGAGAGUGAUCAUGGAGAGAGACACAUAUCCCCGCAAAUGGGGUCUCGGUCCCAAGGCCAGUCAAAAGAAGAUGAUGAUCCAGAGGGGUCUGCUGGACAAGCAUGGGAAGCCCAACGAGAGCACACCGGAUUCCUGGAAGAAGGAGUAUGUAGAUUACAGGGAUGCUUCCAAGAAAGAGGCAGCUGCUGUCCCCCAACCUGUUUCACAGCUGGAGAAGGCUCCAAAAAGAAAACGAGAGUCGGAGAGUGAAAGUGAAGAGGCUGUGACCCCACCAUCCCCUGCCACCCCACCACCAGAGGAGCUGAGCAAAAAGGAGAAGAAAAAGAAGAAGAAAGAGAAGAAGGCCAGAGAGGCAGCUGAGAGUGGGGGAGAGCAAAUAGAAAUGACCACUGAGACCAGCACCAAGAAGAAGAAAAAGAAGAAACAAAAGGAGGUAGAAGAGAGCUCGGAGUAAGCGACUGGAUCUGUCCAAAGCAGGCGACCUCGUUGGUAGGGAGGGAGGAGACUGAGGCCUCAAGAAAAAGAUGACUGGCUGUGUGGCAGAGGGGACAAUGAGACAAGUCCCUUGUCUGCUGUGUAUACAAGUGAGCAGGUGUGUUUGCUCAGGAUAUGCACUGCUCAGGGACCCCUCCUCAUCCUGUUUUAAGGGUUGCUAGAGGAGUGGAGUGCCCGACUGCCCCUGCACUGGAUUGCUCUCUAAAGCUGAACACCGUGAUGCCAAUAGAAGUGGUAUCUUCAGGGAGGCGGUAGCUCCUGGCUCUUACUUGGUGUCUCCGUUUUCACCUUCAGAGGGAGGAAUAACAUUUCUCCCCCACGUCUUGUCCUGCCUCUUUCUUCCUUUUCUUCCAAGGUUGUAGCUCUUACCCAACAGUCACAGAAUGUGUUGAUGUCUGGAGGACUGCCUUUGUCAUGGCCCAUUGGAGUGAGUUUGGAUUGAUUAUUUAAAGGGCUUUGGUUUGUUUUAACCUGGCCAUAUGCUUGGCUUGCCCCUCAGCUAGAUGAGAUCAAAUAGUCCACCUAGGUACAUUUCAGUACUUUUUUUAUCAUAAAAGGAUCAGAACGGUAAAUUGUUGUUUUUCUGCUUUAUAGUGUGGGGACCUGCCUACUAGUUUAUCUGCUGAUCCCCCAGACCCAGUGCCUCAGUUUGUACUUCUGCUGGCUCUUUGCUUUUCUCUACCCAGUUGCUGGAAUGGGACUGUAGUGUUUGCAGCUGCUUUCCUUGGUUUUGAUAUCUGUGUGCUCUGAAUGCGGGAAGUGGGGAUGCUUCUGAGGGGCAGAAGCGGAAGUGACCAGAAGGCAGCUGACCAGUAUGCUUUUAUAAAGGGCUGUUGAGGAUGAGUCCUUGUAAGGAAAAGCUUGGCCAGAGGCAGCUCUGCAAUGGGCACCGAGUGUGGGGCUUCAGCAGCUUCAGUAAGACUUGUCACGAUUUCCCUAAUCUGGAGUGACUCGCUGGGGCAAGAGGUCUCUUCUCUGUCACGGUGGUAGUUCUGAGCCAGGAUUUUAGUCCAUUGGGAUGGGGAGGGAUCCAGGCUGCUUUGUUCUGAACUUCAUCCCUGCAGAGAUCUGUAAUGUUAGUCUUGUGCAUCGCUUGUGUCUUAACCACCUAAUUUUAUCUCCUCCAAUGCUAGAGAGACAUGUGGGCAGUGGGGCCAACAGCUGGUGGCUGUCAGAACCU